Nerophis lumbriciformis (worm pipefish) is the source of this 3228-nucleotide messenger RNA. Lineage: Eukaryota; Metazoa; Chordata; Actinopteri; Syngnathiformes; Syngnathidae. The record is from RefSeq and is a predicted model, not a curated record.
AUGGAGGACGAGGCCGUGCUGGACCGUGGGGCCUCCCUCGUCAAGCACCUCUGUGACCAGGAGGAGGUGGAAGGUCAUCAUACCAUCUACAUCGGCGUGCGGGUGCCUAAGAGCUACCGGCGUCGUCGGCGCCACCGCCGGCGCGCGGCUGGCCAGAAAGACAGAAAGGACCGUCCGACGGAGAACGUUUCGGACAAUGAGAACAACGAUGAGACCGGCAACGACAUCUUUAAGCCUCUCAUCUCGCCGGCCGCUGAGAGGAUCCGCUUCAUCCUCGGGGAGGACGAUGAUGGCCCACCGCCCCCGCAGCUCUUCACUGAGCUGGAUGAGCUGCUGUCGGUGGAUGGACAGGAGAUGGAGUGGAAGGAGACCGCCAGGUGGAUCAAGUUUGAGGAGAAGGUGGAAAAAGGCGGCGAGCGCUGGAGCAAACCUCACGUGGCCACCUUGUCACUGCACAGCCUGUUUGAGCUGCGUACCUGCAUCGAGAAAGGCAGCAUCAUGCUGGACAUGGAGGCCUCCACUUUGCCUCAGGUGGUCGAGCUGAUCACCAACAAUCAGAUCGAGAGCGGUCAGCUGAAAGCGGAGCUAAAGGACAAGGUGAUGUACACGCUGCUGCGCAGGCAUCGCCACCAGACCAAGAAGUCCAACCUGCGCUCACUGGCUGACAUCGGCAAGACCGUCUCCAGCGCAAGUAGGCUCUUUUCCAACCAGGACAACGAUAGUCCCAGCAGCACCCACAGGAACCUGACCUCCAGCAGCCUCAACGAUAUCUCGGACAAGCCGGAGAAAGAGCAGUUGAGGAACAAGUUCAUGAAGAAGCUACCCAGGGAUGCUGAGGCCUCUAACGUGCUGGUUGGUGAGGUGGACUUCCUGGACGCACCUUUCGUGGCCUUCGUGCGGCUGCAGCAGGCCGUCAUGCUGGGCGCCCUCACCGAAGUUCCCGUUCCCACCAGGUUUUUAUUCAUCCUGCUCGGGCCCAAAGGUAAAGCCAAGUCAUAUCACGAGAUCGGACGAGCCAUCGCUACGCUUAUGUCGGACGAGGUAUUCCACGACAUAGCGUACAAGGCCAAGGACCGGCAAGACCUACUGGCCGGUAUCGAUGAGUUCUUGGACGAGGUGGUGGUGCUGCCCCCUGGCGAGUGGGAUCCCGCCAUACGGAUAGAACCUCCAAAAACGUUGCCCUCCUCUGACAAAAGAAAAAACAUGUAUGCGGGUGGAGACGCCCAGAUGAACGGCGACACGCCUCAUGACGGAGGUCAAGGAGGUGGCGGGCACGGCGUGAGCGAGGAGCUGGAGAAGACGGGAAGGUUUUGCGGUGGCCUGCUGCUGGACAUCAAAAGAAAAGCGCCUUUCUUGCUGAGCGACAUCACAGACGCCUUUCACAUCCAGGCCCUGUCCGCCAUUCUCUUCAUCUACCUGGGCACGGUCACCAACGCCAUUACUUUUGGCGGACUUCUUGGCGACGCGACCGAGAACAUGCAGGGUGUUCUGGAGAGCUUCCUGGGCACGGCCAUUGCGGGAGGAGUCUUCUGCCUGCUGGCUGGCCAGCCACUCACCAUCCUCAGCAGCACCGGACCCGUCCUGGUCUUUGAACGCCUCCUCUUCAACUUCAGCAAGGACAACGAGUUCAACUACCUGGAGUUCCGGCUGUGGAUCGGGCUGUGGUCCGCGUUCCUGUGCCUGGUGCUGGUGGCCACGGAUGCCAGCUACCUGGUCAAGUACUUCACCCGUUUCACCGAGGAAGGCUUCUCGGCCCUCAUCAGCUUCAUCUUCAUCUACGACGCCUUCAAGAAGAUGAUCAAGCUGGCGCAUCACUACCCCAUCAACUCUGACUUCCGCCUGGAGCAUGUCACGCAGUACGACUGCCUCUGCAUGGCGCCCACUGUCCUCGAAGGCACCUCCAUUUGGUUUUGGAACAACACGGAUCUGCCCAUGAACGCCACGUGGUCCUCGCUAAGCCGCAGUGACUGCUUGAAGUACAAGGGCGAGCUGGUGGGCAAAGCGUGCGACUUUGUCCCCGACAUCGCGCUUAUGUCCUGCAUCCUCUUCUUCGGCACUUACACCUGCUCCAUGGCGCUGAAGAAGUUCAAGUUCAGCCCCUUCUUCCCUACCACUGUCAGGAAACUGGUCAGCGACUUUGCCAUCAUCUUGACCAUCCUCAUCUUCUGUGGCGUGGAUGUCAUGGUCGGCGUGGACACGCCUAAACUCAUUGUGCCCACUGAAUUCAAGCCGACGAGUCCCCUCCGAGGCUGGUUCGUGCCUCCGUUUGGGGGCAACCCCUGGUGGGUGUACCUGGCAUCGGCCCUACCAGCCCUCCUGGUCACCAUCUUGAUCUUCAUGGACCAGCAGAUCACGGCCGUCAUCGUUAACAGGAAGGAGCACAAGCUGAAGAAAGGCGCAGGCUACCAUCUGGAUUUGUUCUGGGUGGCCGUCCUGAUGGUGGUGUGCUCCUUCAUGGGCCUGCCGUGGUACGUGGCGGCCACCGUCAUUUCCAUCGCUCACAUCGACAGCUUGAAGAUGGAGACGGAAACAUCGGCGCCCGGCGAGCAGCCAAAGUUCUUGGGAGUUAGGGAGCAGAGGGUGACUGGCGUCUGUGUCUUCAUCCUCACCGGACUCUCCGUCUUCAUGGCUCCCAUUUUAAAGUUCAUCCCCAUGCCGGUGCUUUACGGAGUCUUCCUUUACAUGGGAGUGGCCUCUCUCAAAGGAGUUCAGUUUAUGGACCGUCUGAAGCUGUUGCUGAUGCCGGCCAAGCACCAGCCUGACCUUAUUUACCUGCGCCACGUGCCCCUAAGGAAGGUGCACCUGUUCACCUUCAUCCAGGCGCUCUGCCUGGCUCUGCUCUGGAUCCUCAAGUCCACUGUUGCCGCCAUCAUUUUUCCCGUCAUGAUCCUGGCAUUGGUGGCAGUGAGGAGAGCCAUGGACUACAUGUUCUCACAGCAUGACCUCAGCUUCCUGGAUGACGUCAUCCCUGAAAAGGACAAGAAGAAGAAGGAGGAUGAGAAAAAGAAGGGCGACGGCGUAGACAGUGACGGCGAUGAUACGAGAAGUCAGCUUCUCUCCUCGAGCGACACACCUCGUGCUGAGAGGCUUCGUUACUACCAGGCCAACUGCUUGUCCAGCCCCGAGAUGAGUCCGCUGAAGCCGGUGCCUCAGAUUAGAAUAGACAUGGACCCGGACGAGGGCAAUCCAUUCUACUGGCGGAACCGGGGAUCCGAGACGUCUCUGUAG